GCCCGCACUUCGGGGCGCUCGGACGGACUUCCGGGCCGGGCCGCGGGGCGGGAGGGGCUGUCCCGGCAGCCGCAGCCGUGUCGCCGCCCGCUGUGCUAUGAGCAGUCAGAGCGCCGUCUCCACAAGAGUUUACAAAUGAAAAUGGAGGAAAUGUCUUUGUCUGGCCUGGAUAACAGCAAACUAGAGGCCAUCGCUCAGGAGAUUUACGCAGACCUGGUCGAGGAUUCGUGUUUGGGGUUCUGCUUCGAGGUGCACCGAGCUGUCAAGUGUGGCUACUUCUUCCUGGAUGACACGGACCCAGACAGCAUGAAGGAUUUUGAGAUCGUGGACCAGCCCGGGCUGGACAUCUUUGGACAGGUUUUCAACCAGUGGAAGAGCAAGGAGUGUGUCUGCCCCAACUGCAGCCGCAGCAUUGCGGCGUCCCGCUUCGCACCACACCUGGAGAAGUGCCUGGGCAUGGGGCGCAACAGCAGCCGCAUCGCCAACCGCCGAAUUGCGAAUAGCAACAACAUGAACAAGUCAGAGAGCGACCAGGAGGACAACGAUGACAUCAACGACAAUGACUGGUCCUACGGCUCGGAGAAGAAAGCUAAGAAGAGGAAAUCGGACAAGCUGUGGUAUCUCCCAUUCCAGAACCCCAACUCCCCGCGAAGAUCCAAGUCUCUAAAACACAAAAAUGGGUUCUCUGUCUGUACCUCUGCAUCAAACACCCUUCCUCUUCUUUUUUCUUCUUCAGGGGAGCUUAGCAAUUCGGAUCCAUUCAAGUAUAGCAACUCUGCCGGGAUCAGCUAUGAGUCCCUGGGGCCCGAGGAGCUGCGCAGCCUGCUCACCACGCAAUGCGGAGUGAUUUCGGAACACACCAAGAAGAUGUGCACCAGGUCCCUGCGCUGUCCCCAGCACACAGACGAGCAGAGGCGGACUGUGCGGAUUUAUUUCCUCGGGCCCUCGGCUGUCCUCCCGGAGGUGGAGAGCUCACUGGACAACGACAGCUUCGACAUGGCCGACAGCCAGGCCCUCCUCAGCCGGCUGCAGUGGGACGGCUCCUCCGACCUCUCACCCUCGGACUCGGGCUCCUCCAAGACCAGUGACACCCAGGGAUGGGGCCUAGGCAGCAGCAGCUCCGAGUCCCGGAAGGCCAAGAAGAAGAAGCCGCACCUGGGCCUGGCGGGGGCUGCGUCCGGUCUGGGCGCCAGCAAGAAGAAGAGGCCCAAGCCACCAGCACCCCCGACGCCCAGCAUCUACGAUGACAUCAACUGAUGGCGCAGGGGCUGCCUUUGGCUGAGCAGAGCCUGCCCAACCCCGCCUGACGCAGACCCGGGCACAUGGACGCUGCUGGGGUUCGGGCUGGCGAGCUUGGGGCCAGGUGGGCAGGCGGAGGCCUGCUCGUGCGCCCCUGGGGGGCACCAGGUCUUCUGCAGUGGAGUGGCCUCGGCAUGCAGGCCUCAGACCUGGACACGUUCGUUAUCCUGGACACAGUUCGGUGGGAGGCGGUUUUCCUAUUUAUUCUGUGAGUUACUGGAUGUCCGGCCAGGCCCAGGGCCUGGCCCGGGCACUGCCCCGCACACUGCCUGCCCCGCCCAGGAACUGGACUUGACCCCGGGAGGCCCCGGGCAAUAUGAAGGGGUCUGAGCUGCCCCAGGGCAGUGGGCGCAGAGCCCACGAUGCCCAGCCAGUGGGCACGGUGGGCGGCUGCUAGGUGGCGCCCAGGACUGUACCGCCUCCCCUGCCCGCGGCAGCCCCUCUGUCCCCACGGGUUCCCUGGCAGCCAGAGCUGUCCCUCAUCAGCGGGUGCCAGGAAAGGGCCGCAGCCUCGAAGCUUCAAGGAGCGGAAAGGGGAGGGUGGGGUGGGGCCGUGUCACCUGGGCUCUGCCGUCCCUCCCGUCUGUCCCAGCGGGCGGCCGACCCUGGCCUGGGCGGCAAGGAGGCCCGCGGUGAGGGAACGGUGCUGCUUUAUUUGAAAUGUUUUCUUACCUCAUUCCCUGCCCCAGGAAGGGGCGCAGCCUCGCCCUCCUGGGGUGGCCCCGUGUCCCAUGCCCGCCCUGCCUCUACCCUGGGGCAGCCCAGCCCCACGCUGCUGCUUGCCACCUUCCCCUCACCAGCCUUGUCCCGCUCUGUCCCUGCUCCAGGCUGCCCUAUUCCCUCCUGCGCCGCUUUUAAGUUAUUUAUUCUGUACUUGUGGUUCGGGGCCCCGAGGAGAGUCCUGACCUUGUGCCUCUCCCUGCGAGCAGUAGGUGGGAAGAGGGUGGCUCUGCGCUCCGGAUCUCAGUGGAGGGAACAGGGUGGCAUCAUCCCUGUGGGAGAGCGUGCCAGUGUGCCCACCGGCUUGGUCUACAUCCAGAGAGAUGUACAGCCCUGCAUCGGGCCAGAGAGACAGAGGUGACCGAUGGGCCAGAGCUGACCUUGGGCCUGUCCCCGGCACGUGUUGGAUAUGUCCCACGUUUGAGUAGCUGGUACCCAGGACUGCUCGGACUGAUUUGGGUUAGGGACCCUAGAGGGUUGUGGGAACAACGGGACGGCUGUGGGACCUUGUCUGGAACCCCAGUUUCCCCCUGGGGUGCUUCUGAUUGUGGCUGAUACCUGGUUACAAAUUGGUUUUUAACCCAAGCAUUGUGAUUACUUUUUAAAAAGCCAACCCGUUUUGGCAGGAGUUAGAAUAAAUCCUGGGGCCUGGGCGCCUCUUCUCACCCUCACAGCCUUCUCCCUCCAGGGCCGCCCAUGUGGGAGUGGGCUGGAGGUGAGGGGUGCAAGGCUGGGGCUCCUGCCUAACCCCCCAGCCUCCCUUGGGAAGGAGGACGUGGGGGCAGCCUGGGGAGAGGUCUGUGCACACGCUGCCCUUUGGUCCUUGCCAGCUGGCCCCGCGCCCCAUCUGGUUGGGUGGGAGGCAGCAGACCCUGCCUCAGCAGUGCCCCGCAUCCCACCCUGUGUCUGAGUGUGGGGUUUGUGUUAAUCCCACGGCCGGUGGCUUCCCUUCCAUGCAUCGCUCCCCCCCGCAUGCCCGGGGCCACCCGCCUGGCAUCACCGCAUGCUGGGGUCAUUGGGGGAGGGGGGGGGCUCACGCUGUCCUGUGGUCUUGAGAUUUUUAUUUUUGCAUAUAUAAUCCAUCCUGUACAGGUAGCUAACUUUGUAAGCGCUGUGUACCCUCUGCCCAUGGCUGCUGGUGUAAAUAAACUGCAUCUCCCGUUGGUA
Messenger RNA from Chinchilla lanigera (long-tailed chinchilla), 3186 nucleotides. RefSeq names its product ataxin 7-like 3 (gene Atxn7l3). Gene Ontology annotation, molecular function: transcription coactivator activity. NCBI's taxonomy places the organism in Eukaryota, Metazoa, Chordata, Mammalia, Rodentia, Chinchillidae. Gene Ontology annotation, biological process: regulation of transcription by RNA polymerase II; positive regulation of DNA-templated transcription. The record is from RefSeq and is a predicted model, not a curated record. Gene Ontology annotation, cellular component: DUBm complex; SAGA complex.